Molecule: messenger RNA, 1329 nt
Organism: Octodon degus (degu)
Lineage: Eukaryota; Metazoa; Chordata; Mammalia; Rodentia; Octodontidae
Gene: Spmip7
Product: spermatogenesis associated 48
Exons: 9
Coding region: 1-1329 (442 amino acids)
Source: RefSeq, a predicted model, not a curated record
AUGGAUUUGGGAGCUCAGUACAAACCUGGAAAGAUCAGUAUCCCUGAGAAGUUCAUCUAUUCAGGAAAAAAGACUGUUGAGAAUAUUGAUUACCCACACUACUGCGAUCUCUUGAGAAGAAUGAACAUGCCUUUUGUGAAAGGCUUUGAGGACAGACACGACUACGGCAGAUUUGAGAGGAAAGGCAGCCCUGCUUUUCUCCAGUUUCACCCGUACCCGCCUUCUGUCCUGCCUGCCUACCACUUGCACUACCCUUACCCACCUCCGUUCGGCCCACGCUAUGCGUUAUUUCCCCUGCGGGAUGAUGUGCCCUUAGAAGAUCCCUGCUCACGGUUCGUGAGUCCCGCGGGUGAUGCUGACCUGAAGCCCGGCACUGGCAGAGCCAUCCCCACGCUGGUGGGCUGCACCGACGUGAAGCCUCAGCUCAGAGUUCCCAGACCAGACACGGGGUUUCAGUCAACAGUGAAACGGCAGACAAUCCUGUCCCAAGAACUGCAGCAGGACAGGAGAUGGAACUCCAGGAAAGUCCCAGACAGUUCCAUCAGAGCAAGACUUGGAGGUUGGACGAGUCCGGUCAAAGUUACUCCGCCGAAAGCUCAACACCAGCGGAGCUUGAUAAAUCACAUGGGCGCGCUCCAUGACGAGGAGGCGGCGGCGUGCUCGGGCGACAAUGAAUCACUUGUGGGAGCAAACAGAAACCACAACGCCAAGGACUCGUUUUACAAAUCUUCUACACAAAAAGCUUAUGAAACUGUCCCUUGGGACCAGAUGCUGCGGCCAAGACUUGAGCCUGAGGAAACCACGGUGGAGAAAGCUGCCGACCUCGUCUCACAGAGCUGCACCCUGAAGCGGUACCAGAGCGUGCCAGCCAUCACCCAGAUGGUCGGUGGACUCUGGGACAGAUUUCAGACGAGAUCAUUCUUGGCACCAGGCAAGCCCAUCACUUUCGUGAGCCCAAGCUCCAGAAGCCGGUACAUCCCCCUCUACAGUGGCCACCUGCAGACCACCGACGCCGACGCAGUGGACGACCCCUGCGGAGAUACCACAGCCUUGGCCGAGCCUCGGCAAUCGAAGCCGCUGUACACGAGCCCGAGCCGGGCUGCAAAUAUUCCAGGAUAUACUGGCAAGGUUCAUUUCACGGGUACCCAGCCAGCAAAUUCGAAUAUUCCAUCAACAACCCCCUCACCAGACUCAGAGCUGCACCGCACUUUACAGAAAGAAAUGGCUGUUGACAUCUUCCGCCACCAGGGACCACUGUCCCGGAUGGUCACAACUGUGAGACCCUACAACCCCUUCAACAGGAAGGAGAAAGAAACUGUGUUCUUCUGA